AGUCUGUCGGAACACACUUAAUGGCAGAACUAAUGGGUCCGAGUAAACAUACGGAAGAAUUAGACAGUGGCACCAAAAAAGGAAGUGCUGCGCUCCACUCAGCUAAAAGCUAGACGUUUGCUUAAUAGAGACGACUUUUACAAUAGACUAUGGCGGAACCUGAAAUGGUGAUUGAUUGGGGAGCUUGUGCCGCGCGGGAAGUGGAGGAUUUGGCGAAGAUGAGACCUCUUUUGACGAACGUCCACGUCGGUCUUCCUCCCCCUGUGGCGGACCCCGCCUGGAUGUCUCUCGUUAAAGGAGACUACCAGUACUUCCACUAUGGCUGCGAUGGACAAGAUGACCGAGGAUGGGGGUGUGGAUACCGCACCGUCCAGACUAUGGCCUCCUGGUUGGGCCACAACAUGAAGGUCCAAACAAGACCUCCACCCAGCCUGCAGGAGAUCCAGCAAGCAUUGGUCUCCGUCAUGGACAAGCCAGGCUCCUUUCUGGGCUCCAAAGAGUGGAUUGGGACAUUUGAAGCAUCCCUGGUCCUGGAUUAUAUUUACGAUGUUCCCUGUAAAUUGGUGCAUGUCAGAGGUGGCGGGGGGGAGUUGGAGAAUGUCGCCGUGGAAGAGGUCCAUCAGCACUUGGCCAAGCGCGGAUGUCCUGUCAUGAUGGGGGGGGACAGGGACAACUCGUCCAAGGGCAUCCUGGGUGUGUGCACUGGGGCCAGUGGAAGUUACCUGCUGGUUGUUGACCCCCACUAUUACGGGGGUCCGCUGGGAAGGGCGGAGACACAACGGCGAGGCUGGGUGGCGUGGAAAAGGGUGUCAUCUCUAAACCAGUCUUCUUUUUAUAAUCUCUGUUUACCUCAGACUGCCACAAUAGUCCCUUAAACACGAUUCGCCCAACACCAGCGUCAGGGCUUAAUCUGAUCAUUUUUUAUUGUAGGGCUCCACGAUUAUGCACAAACGUGAAUCGCGAUUUUCUAGCUCGGAUUUAGGAUUGCGUUUCUCUAGAACAGGGGUGUCAAACGUAAAACUUGUCAGGCCCGCGGGAUAAGUUUGCUAAGUAUACAAAUGAGCCGAAAUUUUUGAAUGAAAGAAACUACGGUCCUAAAUGUGUCCACUAGAUGUCGCAAUAGCAAUUAUUUGUAUAUUUGAAGAUGAUGCUACAUAUGUAAAAAAAACAAAAAAAAACACGUGAUCACAUCACAUCAGUCGAGGAAAAUGAGCAAACUACAUAAAUAACAUCCUGUAAUUUGAUUUUUAUAUUACUUUUUUAUCUUGAUAGAUUGAAAAUGAACACCAAUGAGUUGACUGAUGAACAUCACAUAAUUUAUUCAGAAAGUAUAAAUAACAACAAGUAAAGGUAGAAUAUUAUUAACCCCAACAUGUAAGUGUAAAAUACAACAACAUUUUGAUUUGUACAUUUUCAGAAUGUGCUUGUCUUUAUUUUUAAGUUAUCGUGCCGUGAUUUUACCAUUCCGGCCAACUUCGGAGUAGAUUUUCUCCAUGUGGUCCCUGAUCUAAAAUGAGUUUGACACCCCUUCUCUAGAAGAUGUUAUUUACUGGCAGAUACUGUCCAUGUGGUUUCGUUUUAAAAACUCACUCGUUUUUUUAUUUGUUGAUUAUGCAGUCAUGGCUGCCCUCAGAGGGCCACUUGUAACAGCGAAUAAUAUAUAAUUUUGCCUAAGCAUUUGAUUAUUAUGCAUAUAUAUUUUACGUACAUAGUAAAAAAAAUACAGUAAAAACUGGCAACUCAGUUACUAUUACUGUAAAAUAUACAGUGAUUUUACAACACACUACAUUAAAUGGAAAAACAGCACCACUAUUUUUUUAUGGGGGAAAAAAACUGGAAGCUUAUAGGAGAAUUACAAUUUUACUUAAAAUUCACAGUGUUUUUUUUAACAAUACUGUAAAUGGAAAAACAGUACCACUGUUUUUUUUUUCUUUCUUUCUGGCAACUAAGCUGUCAGUUUUUACCGUGUUUUUCC
This is a messenger RNA of Nerophis lumbriciformis (worm pipefish), 1975 nucleotides long. It is a transcript of the gene ufsp1, whose product is annotated as UFM1-specific peptidase 1. NCBI's taxonomy places the organism in Eukaryota, Metazoa, Chordata, Actinopteri, Syngnathiformes, Syngnathidae. Gene Ontology annotation, molecular function: deUFMylase activity. The record is from RefSeq and is a predicted model, not a curated record.